AUGACAAAUUCAAGUGUAUCAGUUAAAACCAACGUGUUAUUAUUUGAUCUAGAUGGAACUUUGGUUAACUCGACAGCAGCAGUUGAAAAAUCAUGGGGCAAUGAAAUUAUCACUCAUAACAAAGCUUUCCCAGAUGCAUAUAUUGAUUUGGCUACCUAUUUACAUACAAGUCACGGUACACGUACUGAAGAAUUGUUGAUUAAAUAUUUCCCAGAAUUGAAACAUGAUAAAGAAGCAAUCAAUACUUGGGAAUUAAAUAUAGUGAAAAACUAUGGUCAUUUAGGAAAACCAAUUGGCGGUGUGAUUCCAACUUUAGAAGGGAUCAACAAUAAAGAUAUCCCAUGGGCGAUAGUUACAUCUGGAACCACGAAUUUGGCACAUAGUUGGUUUAAAACAUUGUUUGGAGAAAUCAAAUGGCCACAAGUCUUUAUCACAGCGCAUGACGUUUCUCACGGUAAACCUGAUCCCGAAGGCUACAAUACAGCAUUUGAAAAGUUGAAGAAUAUUUAUAAUUUAGGAGAUGGUGCUAAAGGGGUUGUUUUUGAAGAUGCACCAACUGGUAUUAAAGCUGGUGUCAGUGGUGGGUUUACUGUUAUUGGAAUUGCAAGUACUUUCGAUAAGGAAAAGUUGUUAAGUGCUGGUGCUAGUUAUGUUGUUGAAGAUUUUACUAAGAUUAAAAUUGACAAAGUUGGCAAUGAUAUUGAAUUGAAAUUAGAAGUUCUUUAG
Messenger RNA from Candida tropicalis MYA-3404, 726 nucleotides. RefSeq names its product 2-deoxyglucose-6-phosphatase (gene DOG1). The transcript has a single exon. Gene Ontology annotation, molecular function: 2-deoxyglucose-6-phosphatase activity; beta-phosphoglucomutase activity. Lineage: Eukaryota; Fungi; Ascomycota; Pichiomycetes; Serinales; Debaryomycetaceae. Bases 1 to 726 code for a protein of 241 amino acids. The record is from RefSeq and is a predicted model, not a curated record.